CAAUGGUGCUUGGGAUUUGGACACAGUUAUUGUACAAAUGGCGGGAAUAAGCGGGUGUAUUCAAGCGGGCUGCUUAAGGUAGCAUUUCAUGAAUAAUGCAUGCUUCUGACCUUCACUUCUUAUGGCUUUCUCCCCCCUGGGAUUACUGGUUGGGGGCCUUUGUUGCUUCCAAUGGGCUUUGUCAUUCCUGCUUUUGCCAAGUGGUAUAGAUCUGGGGAAGAGCAGGAGGAAUUUCGCCUCUAUUUGCCUCCCUCCUACCCACUCAUUGCAUUUUGGCAACGCAUCAAGUAAGCCC
Amorphotheca resinae ATCC 22711 is the source of this 295-nucleotide messenger RNA. RefSeq lists its product as hypothetical. Bases 100 to 291 code for a protein of 63 amino acids. The transcript has a single exon. The record is from RefSeq and is a predicted model, not a curated record. NCBI's taxonomy places the organism in Eukaryota, Fungi, Ascomycota, Leotiomycetes, Helotiales, Amorphothecaceae.